This is a messenger RNA of Pteronotus mesoamericanus, 1828 nucleotides long. RefSeq names its product keratin 77 (gene KRT77). Gene Ontology annotation, cellular component: keratin filament. Bases 50 to 1828 code for a protein of 592 amino acids. Lineage: Eukaryota; Metazoa; Chordata; Mammalia; Chiroptera; Mormoopidae. Gene Ontology annotation, biological process: keratinization; intermediate filament organization. Gene Ontology annotation, molecular function: structural constituent of skin epidermis. The transcript has 10 exons. The record is from RefSeq and is a predicted model, not a curated record.
CCUUCCAGCUGGGCUCUUCUUGUCUGCUUGCCCGGAUGUUCCAGCAACCAUGAGCCGCCAGUUUAGCUCUCAGUCGGCGUUUAGCUCAAGGAGCAAGCGGGCUUAUGGCCUUGGCUCUUCCGCAGGCUCUGGUGGUGGGAGGUGUGCCGUGGUGUCUGUGUGUCAGGCCCGAGGGAGGUGUGGCGGUGGAGGGUAUGGCAGCCACGUAAGAGGAUUUGGCUCCCAGAGCCUGUACAAUCUUGGUGGCAGUAAAAGUAUCUCAGUGAACCUAGUGGAGAGAAGCACCAGUGGUCUCUGCCAGGGUGGCGCUUUUGGUGGUUUUGGGGGCGGUGGAUCUAGAGGUGGUGGCUUUGGAGGUGGUGCCUUUGGGGGUGGUGGCUUUGGAGGUGGUGGCUAUGGAGGAGGUGGUUUUGGGGGUAGCAAUUUUGCACUUGGGGGCUUUGGUUUUUCUUGUCCCCGGGGGGGCAUCCAAGAGGUGACUAUUAACCAGAGCCUCCUACAACCACUUGACCUGGAAGUGGACCCUGAAAUUCAAAGGAUCAAGACCCGGGAGCGGGAGCAGAUCAUGGUUCUCAACAACAAGUUUGCCGCCUUCAUUGACAAGGUGCGAUUCCUGGAGCAGCAGAAUCAGGUGCUACAAACAAAAUGGGAGCUCCUGCAGCAGAUAAACACGUCGACUCGGACCAACAACCUGGAGCCCAUCUUGGAGAGCUACAUCAGUGGGCUGAAGAAACAGGUGGACUUCCUCAAUGCAGAGCAGAUGCGCCAGAACUCGGAGAUCAUAAGCAUGCGGGAUAUUGUAGAGGACUACAGGAACAAAUACGAGCAAGAAAUCAACCAGAGGACCAACAAUGAGAAUGAGUUUGUCAUCCUGAAGAAGGAUGUGGAUGCUGCUUACCUACAGAAAGCAGACCUCCAGUCCAAGGUGGAUGUUCUGUUGGGAGAGGUCAAUUUCCUGAAACAUUUAUUUGAGAUGGAGCUGUCCAAUAUGCAGACCUAUAUCAGUGAGACCAAUGUCAUCGUGUCCAUGGACAAUAACCGCUCCCUGGACCUGGACAGCAUCAUCAAAGCCGUGCAGGCCCAGUAUGAGGAGAUCGCCCAGAGGAGCAAGGAGGAGGCCGAGGCGCUGUACCAGAGCAAGUACCAGGAACUCCAGCUUACAGUGGGAAGACAUGGAGACGAUCUGAGGAACAGCAAGAUGGAAAUUGCAGAGCUCAACCGCACCAUCCAGAGGCUGCAAGCUGAGAUCAGCAAUGUCAAGAAGCAGGUUGACCAGAUGCACGGGGUCAUUUCAGAUGCAGAGGAAAAAGGAGAUCGGACCCUUCAAGAUGCAGCACAGAAGCUGCAGGACCUGGAGGAGGCCCUGCAGCAGUCCAAGGAGCGCCUGGCCCGGCUGCUGCGUGACUACCAGGAGCUGCUGGGGGCCAAGCUGUCCUUGGAUGUGGAGAUUGCCACCUAUCGCAGGCUGCUGGAGGGCGAGGAGAGCAGGAUGUCGGGAGAGCUGCAGAGUCACGUGAGCAUCUCUGUGCAUAGCAGCCAGAUGUCUCUCAGCGGCUCAGGAGGCGGCGGUGGCCGAGGCUCUGGAGGUUACGGGGGCAGCAGAGGCAGCGGAGGCGGAGGAGGAGACAGCAGGGGCAGUGGCAGCUCCCGUGGGGGUGGCGGGGGUUCUGGAGGGGGCAGUGGAGGUGGUUAUGGGAGCAGUAGUGGCGGAAACUACGGAGAGAACAGCAAAGGCAGCAGCAAGUCAGGGAGCAAAAGCGGCCGCUCCUCCAAACUGCAGAUUAUCCAAACUUCUACCAACACCUCCCACAAGCAUAUCGUGGAGUAG